Molecule: messenger RNA, 949 nt
Organism: Oncorhynchus tshawytscha (Chinook salmon)
Lineage: Eukaryota; Metazoa; Chordata; Actinopteri; Salmoniformes; Salmonidae
Product: paired box protein Pax-3-like
Exons: 5
Coding region: 1-879 (292 amino acids)
Biological process (GO): regulation of transcription by RNA polymerase II; anatomical structure development
Molecular function (GO): RNA polymerase II cis-regulatory region sequence-specific DNA binding; DNA-binding transcription factor activity, RNA polymerase II-specific
Source: RefSeq, a predicted model, not a curated record
AUGUUUGCAGCCAGCCACUCAGACGAGGGUUCGGAUGUGGACUCGGAGCCGGGCCUGCCACUGAAGAGGAAACAGCGUCGCAGCAGGACCACCUUCUCAGCCGAGCAGCUGGAGGAGCUGGAGAGAGCCUUCGAACGAACGCACUACCCAGAUAUAUACACCAGAGAAGAGCUAGCUCAGCGGGCCAAACUCACAGAGGCCAGAGUACAGGUGUGGUUCAGCAACAGGAGAGCCAGGUGGAGAAAACAGGCAGGAGCCAAUCAGCUGAUGGCAUUUAAUCACCUGAUCCCUGGUGGUUUCCCACCUUCGGCCAUGUCGAGUUUGCAGCCCUAUCAGCUGUCAGACAGCCCCUACCCUCCCACCUCCAUAUCACAAAUGUCAGAGCAGCCCAGUACGGUCCUCAGGCCUCAGCCCCUCCCCCCCACCUCGGUGCACCAGGGUGGGCUCAGCUCCUCAGCGGGGGCCCAGGACGGUAGUUCUGCCUACUGCCUGUCUUCUGGACGCCAUGGCUUCUCCGGCUACUCGGAAAGCUUCGUGCCUCCGUCCGGCCACUCCAACUCAGUCAACCCCAGCAUCAGCAAUGGUCUUUCACCACAGGUAAUGGGGCUGUUGAACCCAGGAGGAGUACCCCACCAGCCCAGCCACCAGAGUGACUUUGCCCUCUCUCCCCUGACCGGAGGGCUUGAGCCCGGGGUUGGCAUGGCGGCCAGCUGCCACGGCUCCCAACGGGGCUUGGAGGGUCUGCCAGGCCUGACCAGCAUGCCCAGCUCCCAGUCCUACUGCCCACCCACCUACAGCUCGCCAGCCUACGCCAUGGAACACCACCCCUCCUACCAGUACGGACAGUACGGACAAAGCAAGGUGCCUUUCAUUAUCUGAAACCCCAACAUGGCCAGGAGUGGACGAGAUCUCUGGCCAACCUGACAGUCAACUCCGGAGAAAUCCCUCC